This is a messenger RNA of Helianthus annuus (common sunflower), 1202 nucleotides long. RefSeq names its product heavy metal-associated isoprenylated plant protein 7. Lineage: Eukaryota; Viridiplantae; Streptophyta; Magnoliopsida; Asterales; Asteraceae. The record is from RefSeq and is a predicted model, not a curated record. Gene Ontology annotation, molecular function: metal ion binding. The coding region runs from base 252 to 1028 and encodes 258 amino acids. The transcript is spliced from 5 exons.
CUUUGCAUAGGACGUUUUGUCCAUCCCACAUCAGAUUUGCAUUCUCACCUCCACCUCCCACCCCACCCCACCCACCCACCCCACCUCUUGUAUGCUUAAAUGUUGAGCCACCCCACUCCACAAGAAAAUAGAUAGAGAUGGUGUUUUAUUUGUUUAUAUAGUCAAUUUUUAUCUUAUAAACUUUCAAUAUUCAAAUCAUUCAAAGGGGAGAUUGUACUUUAAAACAUAGGUAUCAUUUCUCAGAAAACAUAAUGGGUGAAGAAGAGAAAAAAAAUGAGAAACCAAAGGAGGAAGAAGAGAAGAAAACAGAAGAUGUUGAUGAAGAAGUUGUAUUGAAGGUUGAUAUGCACUGUGGAGCUUGUGCUAGAAAAGUUGCAAGAUCCUUGAGAGGUUUUCAAGGUGUUAAAGAAGUAAUGACGGAUUGCAAGGCUAGCAAGGUGGUCGUAAAAGGAAAGGAAUUAGACCCGACAAAACUAAGCGAAAGGGUUCAAAAGAAAACCGGUCGUAAAGUUGAGAUCAUAUCCCCUAUCCCGAAACCUCCAGAGCCAAAGCCCGAGCCUGAGCCGGAGAAGAAACAGCAGCCCGAACCGCCAAAGGAAGAGAAGAAAGACGAGCCACCUCCUGUCAUAACGGUGGUGCUGAAAAUGUCGAUGCAUUGUGAUGCUUGUGCACAAGCUUUACAAAAGAGGAUUCGGAAGAUCCGAGGUGUUGAGUCAGUGAAGACGGAGUUGGCAAAAGAACAAGUGGUGGUGACAGGUGUGCUUGAGCCUGAGAAGUUGAUGAAUGAUGUAAUCAAGAAAACCAGAAAGCAAGCUUCCAUUGUAGUAAAAGAAGAAAAGAAGGAAGAAAAGAAGGAGGAGAAGAAGGAGGAGGAGAAGAAGGAGGAAGCUCCGGAAGCAAAGAAGGACGAUGAAACGAAUAUAGAAACCAAAAAGAUCGAAUAUUGGCCUCCUAAGUAUUACAUGGACUAUUCUUAUGCACCUCAAAUGUUCAGUGAUGAAAAUCCAAAUGCUUGUAUGGUAAUGUAACAAUAACAAGAAAUAGGGUUAUGCUAAAUGUACUCCACCCAUCCCAAACAACAUAUUUAGUGUUUUAGUUUAAGUGUUAUGAUUUGCUACCUGUUAAGUAAUGCAAUUUUACUUGUACUAUGUUAGUAUGUACCUUUCGAAAAAAAUAUAUAAAUAUGUGUGUCAUGCAAUAAA